GCGGUUCUUUCUCGUUAUGGCGUCUUUAAUGUGAAAACAUGAACCAGUGCGUAUUCUGCUCUUCUUCUACAUUACCAUCAUAACAUGAAGUUACACCACCAACUUGUUAACACAGUUAGCUCCCUACGUGGCGGCAGCAGGCUGAAUUGUUCCGCUUCCCUCCCUUUUUGAGCACACUGACCGUUAACUACAACCUGAAACGUUAACUACAAUCCAACAUUAGAGGAUACUCGCACAGGCAAGAUCUGGGCAACAUUGUCCCGGAGUGUAGGCUUGUAGGCUCUUCAGGAGGCUAAGCCUUCCAAGUCAUGCACAAGGGCAGCGAUCACCCUCACGAUUUAAGUCCAAUAUGGAGGAUAGCGUGGAAUCAAGGAUGACACCCGUGGAUGGGGAGAUAGAGCAGCCGUCCACGUCCAGGAGAAGAUCUCCAACCUUCUGGAGCAGCGCCUUGGAUGCCGCAACCCUGAGCUCUGUUUUAUUAGACUCUCUCUGCUUCCUUUUUCCGACACUGACAGCAGGAGAGAAUCAUCCAGGCAAAAGUAACCCCAGCCAGUAAACAGACUAUUCCCACAAUCACUGGCACCCACACAGGCAUGGAGGAGGGACAGGGCAAUGGCCAUCUCAGCAUGAGCUCGCUCACUUAUGUGGAAACAGUCCACAGAGAAGAAACUGGAAUCAGCCUCACCGACCUGUGAAACAUUUAUAAUGAGGCUCUAUCUGCAAGAUCUCCACAACAUUAACCAGCACCCUCGGCACCUAAAGAUACAGACAAAGAGAGGAGGGUGAAAAGGCAGUAAAGGCACGACCACUUGUUCUCAAAAGUACAGCAGUGAACUGCCGAUAAAAGAGGACAUCACAUCUCAUAUCGACCGUCUGCUGAUGCUGCAGAGACGACUGUAAGUCUCACCUGAAGUUGGCACAGUGUCAGAUGGAGCAAGGUCCACACAGGAGAAGUCACUUCCCCAGUCCUAGAGGACAAGAAUCAUCAAAUGAUCAGCAGGAAUAGAAAAUAGAGGGAGCGAGCCAUCAGUGUCUGGGCCUUCUGGCUGAGAUGGAAGCAGUCAGCGCUGAAGAAGGAGCGAUCAAGGCGGCCAUCCUGUGCAAAAAGCACAGAGCUGAUCCACCUGCACAAAGAGAAGGAGCAGCUUCCAGUCGCUCUCCACAUCAGAGGCCUGCAGGAGAAAAAUCAGUGAUACCCAGAUAAUUAAAGAGCAGAUCCAGAAUAUAGCACAACUAUGAUCGCUGAUUACCAUAAUCCAGAUAUGAGGCCAAACUGCCUUUACAGUCUGUUAUCAUCCUUCAAGGACAUUACCUCUGCAUGAACCCCUGUCUGAAGCAAGGCUUUUAUCUCCUGAUCGACACGAUGGGACGGAUCUUCUUGGACCACAUCGGUGGGACUCGCCUGUUCUCCUGCGCCAACUGUGACACCAUUCUGACCAACCGAGCAGAACUCAUCUCCACGCGCUUCACUGGAGCCACCGGCCGAGCUUUCCUGUUCAACAAGGUUGUGAACCUGCAGCACAGCGAGGUGCAAGACAGAGUCAUGCUGACCGGCAGACACAUGGUGCGGGACGUCAGCUGCAAGAACUGCAACAGCAAGCUGGGCUGGAUGUACGAGUUCGCCACUGAGGAAAGCCAGCGCUACAAGGAGGGCCGUGUCAUCCUGGAGAGGGCGCUGGUGAGGGAGAGCGAAGGGUUCGAGCAUGUUCCCUCUGACAACUCCUGAAUUCACUCGUGUUGCCGCUACAAAGCUCAACCCGUGCUUACAGCGCAUGGACUUGCAUGGACAGUGUGCCAUUUGUGAGUAGAGCUACGCCAAAAUAAUAUCACAAGCUGGGUGUUUUUGGGAAGUCGAAACAAGACGUGGUGGACAUUUUCCCAUAACUUUAAACAUCAGAAUUUCUUCUAUGAUGGGUAUUAAAACCAUUGCUUCUCUACCCAUUUAGAGCUUCGGUAUGUUCCCGACAGGCUGUGAUGUUGGUGAAAUGUGUUGGAGUGGUGGGAGUUGGGCUGCUGUUAGAGGGAGAGGGUACACUCCCUUCAAAGAGGCUCAGACAGACAGAUUGUUAUGUAGGAGUUCAAAUAGACAUGAACAACACUGGUGAGUUCUGACUCUUAACAGAAGAUUCAGUCACCAAGCAGUGUGUUUAAUACAUUCCUUUCCUGACAAGAGUUAAUUGUCACACUAUGCCAGAAGUUCUUUAUUUCAUAUAAUCAGUGAAGUAGUUCUUUAACAUUAGCCUUUACCAGAGAAUAAGAACAUUAUAAUAGCAAACAGAUUUGUGUCCCUUUAAUUAAAUUCAUUAUAUCCUUGGUGUUAUUAUUACUAAACCUAAAAAGAGUCCAGAUAUCCCCACUUUUCUUUAUGUUUUCAGACAUGAUGAUAAAGUUGAUCAGCACAGGUUUUAAAAUGAUGGAAAAAAGCCAACAUUUGUCUUUUGCAUUUCAUUACAUUCCUGCUCCAAACAAACAAAUGAAACUUAGUAUGUGUUUGUUGUUUUUUUUUGUCAUAAAUAAACACAUUCAAACAACACAUU
This is a messenger RNA of Acanthopagrus latus (yellowfin seabream), 2537 nucleotides long. RefSeq names its product protein yippee-like 5. Lineage: Eukaryota; Metazoa; Chordata; Actinopteri; Spariformes; Sparidae. The transcript has 12 exons. Bases 1319 to 1726 code for a protein of 135 amino acids. The record is from RefSeq and is a predicted model, not a curated record.